AUGAAUAAAAAAUAUAGUAAGAAUAUUAAUAGUCAUCAUAAUAUUUCUCUACAAAUAGCAGCAAAUAACUUGAACACCAUGCAUAAAAAUAGUAAUGAAGAUAUGGAACAUUCAUUAGAUAUUACUAAAAUAAAUUCUUUAAUUAACACAAAUGAAAUAAAUGGUAAUGAUACAAAUAAUAAUAAAGAACAUAUUGGCAAUGAGAUAAUAUAUGUAAACGAUAAACAGUAUGAGAGAAUUUUAAAAAGGAGAAUGAGGAAAAUAAAACAAGAUAUAGAAAAAAAAAGAAAAGUUCGUGUAUAUAGGACUAUUCAAAAAAAAGUUGUUCCUACUAUGAAUAAUUCUGAAAAUAAUAUAAAUUUAAAUAAUAAUUUUAAUACUUCUUUGUAUAAUUAUGAUUUAAACUCAAAUGAUUCUUAUAUAAAAAAAAAUGAAAACUCCAAUAGCUAUAUUGCAUUAAAUGAAAGUAUGCAAGCUAUUUAUGAUAUGAAAUCAAAUAAAAAUUAUGAGAAGAAUAUGUAUUUAAACGAUUACAAUAAGUACAAUAACUUAAAUACAGAUGAUGAUUAUAAAAAAUAUAUAAAUAUAUGCGAAAUAAAUAAUAUGAAUAACAUGAAUAACAUGAAUAAUAUGAAUAAUAUGAAUAAUAUGAAUAAUAUGAAUAAUAUGAAUAAUAUGAAUAAUAUGAAUAAUAUGAAUAAUAUGAAUAAUAUGAAUAAUUUAAGUAAUAUUGAAGAAUUAAAUAACAUAAGCAAAAUGAAUAAUUUUGAUCAUUUUAAUAAUAUAAAUACUGUUAAUAGUUUCAACCAAAUUAAUAAUUUAAAUAACAUGAAUAAUUUUUCUAAUGCUAUGAAUGAAAAUUUCAUAUAUGGGCAAUAUAACUAA
Plasmodium relictum is the source of this 885-nucleotide messenger RNA. Its product is annotated as conserved Plasmodium protein, unknown function. Gene Ontology annotation, biological process: regulation of DNA-templated transcription. Lineage: Eukaryota; Apicomplexa; Aconoidasida; Haemosporida; Plasmodiidae. The transcript has a single exon. The record is from RefSeq and is a predicted model, not a curated record. Bases 1 to 885 code for a protein of 294 amino acids. Gene Ontology annotation, molecular function: DNA-binding transcription factor activity.